CCCAACCGGCCAAACCCAACCGGCCAAACCCAACUGGCCAAACCCAACUGGCCAACCCAACCGGCCCCCUCUUGCGCCAACGCUCCUACCGGGACACCGUUUCGGGGCGCCACUGGCCCCCCCUGACGCAACGGGCUGCCGCCGCCGCCGCCGCCGCCGGGAUGUUCAGUUGGCUGCGGAAGAACCCCAAGAAGAGCCCCGAGGUGGUCCGCACCGUCACCGAGGGGCUGAAGACCCUCUACAAGAAGAAACUCUUGCCGGUGGAGGAAUUUUACCGUUUCCAUGAUUUCCACUCGCCGGCGCUGGAAGAGGCCGAUUUCGAUAACAAGCCCAUGGUGUUGGUGGUGGGGCAAUAUUCCACUGGGAAAACCACCUUCAUCCGGUACCUCCUGGAGCAGGAUCCCGGCAGCCGCGUGGGGCCGGAGCCCACCACCGACUCCUUCGUGGCCAUCAUGCACGGAGAGACGGAGGGGAUCACGCCGGGCAACGCCCUCAUCGUCGAUCCCAAAAAACCCUUCCGGAAACUCAAUCCUUUCGGGAAUACCUUCCUCAACCGGUUCAUGUGCGCCCACCUCCCCAACCAGGUGCUGGAGAGCAUCAGCCUCAUCGACACCCCCGGAAUCCUCUCGGGGGCCAAACAGCGCGUCUGCCGCGGCUACGACUUCCCGGCCGUGCUGCAGUGGUUCGCCGAGCGGGUGGACCUCAUCAUCCUCCUCUUCGACGCCCACAAGCUGGAGAUCUCGGACGAGUUCUCCGAGGCCAUCCGAGCCCUCAAGGGCAACGAGGACAAGAUCCGGGUGGUCCUGAACAAGGCCGACAUGGUGGAGACGCAGCAGCUGAUGCGCGUCUACGGGGCGCUGAUGUGGUCCCUGGGGAAGGUGUUCAACACCCCCGAGGUGCUGCGCGUCUUCAUCGGGUCCUUCUGGUCCGAACCGCUCCUCAUUGCCGACAACCGGCAGCUCUUUGAGCUGGAGGAGCAGGACUUGUUCCAGGACAUCCAGAACCUGCCCCGGAACGCCGCCCUGAGGAAGCUCAAUGACCUCGUCAAGCGGGCGCGGCUCGUCAGGGUGAGUGCGGCCGCCCGGGUGCGGGGGUCCUCUCUACGGCUCCGAUGGGGCCACGGGGACACCGGGACUCCCUGGGGAUCUCCACGGCUCCGAUGGGGACACCGGGACUCCUUGGGGAUCUCCACGGCUCCGAUGGGCCACGGGGACACCAGGACUCCCUUGGGAUCUCCACAGCUCUGA
This is a messenger RNA of Gavia stellata (red-throated loon), 1247 nucleotides long. RefSeq names its product EH domain containing 2 (gene EHD2). The record is from RefSeq and is a predicted model, not a curated record. NCBI's taxonomy places the organism in Eukaryota, Metazoa, Chordata, Aves, Gaviiformes, Gaviidae. Gene Ontology annotation, biological process: cilium assembly; protein localization to plasma membrane; endocytosis. Gene Ontology annotation, molecular function: cadherin binding; GTP binding. Gene Ontology annotation, cellular component: cytoplasm; recycling endosome membrane; perinuclear region of cytoplasm.